This is a messenger RNA of Schistocerca serialis cubense, 1383 nucleotides long. RefSeq lists its product as uncharacterized. The record is from RefSeq and is a predicted model, not a curated record. Gene Ontology annotation, biological process: regulation of mitotic spindle assembly. The coding region runs from base 129 to 1016 and encodes 295 amino acids. Gene Ontology annotation, molecular function: microtubule binding. NCBI's taxonomy places the organism in Eukaryota, Metazoa, Arthropoda, Insecta, Orthoptera, Acrididae. The transcript is spliced from 7 exons. Gene Ontology annotation, cellular component: spindle; ciliary transition zone; ciliary basal body.
CGAUAAAGUCGAGUUCUUCAAACGUCAACGGCAGCGUUGUGACCGUUUUGUUUGACGCUAUUGUAUAGUAUUUGUUGGUGUUCCGCGUAUUUGAGUGCCUAUUCGAAGUAUAUGCUGAUGAGUUACACAUGGUACACAAGAAAUCGGAGUACAGGCUACAGUUCCAUGUCUUGCCCAAUGACCUGAGGAAGCAAAUAUGGCAAGAAAAUCUCAGAUUCAGGGAGCUGCGUCGAGCUGUGAAUCAAGCUGACCAUUUUUGGAGCUAUCAGCUGGUAGAAACAAGUGACUCUGAUGAUGAAGAAACUGAUCAAAGUAAAGAAGUGACCACUCUGGUUGGAGUGAAAAACAGGCUUUCUGCAUUAACAUGUGACACUGAAAAUAUCCAAGAAGUCCCCAUUAUAAAGCAGAACAAUGGGAAAUCAGUUGCUGAGGGCAACAAAUGUAAAUUAAAGGAUACUGGUGUGCAAACAGUUGAACUGCAAGACAUUGUAUUACUCGACAAGGAGUUCAAAGACAAGAAAUUUAGCACAGUUGCUUCAAACACAGAAGAAACAAAGGUUAAAUAUGAAAGAAGUCAGAAGAAAUCGAGUUCAUCUUUUCUUUCACCAGAAUUCAAUAAACCAACUAAAGCAGUUAAAGAAUUGGAUGAUCCUGAAACUGCAAAACAUAUGCGGCCAGUGAGUGCUUCUUUACAAAGAUCUUAUGAUAAAAUUAGAAGCGCAUCUCCAUGCAGAAGAUCAAGAUCUCCAAGCCCACGUUUUUCUGUGUUGUCACGGACUAGGCGCAAAUCCUACAUGGAACAGAAGCAACCAGUGUUCACUGACUUUGGAUGGAAUGAUAGUAACAGAAAUGUUGGUGAUAAGAAGACAUACAAUAUUCUUGCUCCUGAGAAAGAGGUCCAUCCCCUUGCGCUACAAGCAUUAAGAAAUAGACAAACUGAGAUUGAGGAGUGCCUUGCUCAAGAAUCCCAGGUACUAAAUGCUGCCCAAACUCCAAUGAUAUGGAAGCAUCCAUAGAUAUCUUAACUUCUGAAGUUUCAGAAGGAAUAGGGUCAGAGUUUUGUUUCAUGAAGCUGUAAUACAUUUAUGCAGCUGCCGCUGAGUCAUCACAGCACCUAAAAGUGAUGACAGCACAUCUUGUAUUUCCUAUUAGUACUAGCUCAGUGCACUGAGUGUUCUUACCAUUCUACUUUUUCUUUGUGAAUAGAAAGUAAAGGUCAUUACUGCACCAUUUUGUUUACUUGACAUCUUUGUGGUGUUGUUUGUUUUCCAUGACCAAACAAGACAUCAUGGUCAGUGCUUUUUCUCUAAUAAAGAAAUAAACACAGCAUACACAGUGCUCUAAAUUACAUUCUAAAAAUAUCUUCAAGUGAUAUGUACUGUA